GCCGCGGAGGGGCACGAGGCUGUCGUCAGGCUAUUGCUUGGCACAGGCAAGGUCGAGAUCGACGCAAAGGAUGGAGAUGGCCGGACGCCGCUGUCAUGGGCUGCCGCGGAGGGGCACGAGGCUGUCGUCAGGCUAUUGCUUGGCACAGGCAAGGUCGAGAUCGACGCAAAGGAUAGAGAUGGCCGGACGCCGCUGUCGCGGGCUGCCGCGGAGGGGCACGAGGCUGUCGUCAGGCUAUUGCUUGGCACAGGCAAGGUCGAGAUCGACGCAAAGGAUGGAGAUGGCCGGACGCCGCUGUCGCGGGCUGCCGCGGAGGGGCACGAGGCUGUCGUCAAGUUGUUUAAGUCCUACUCCUCAUCCUCAUUUUAAUCCUCU
This is a messenger RNA of Phialemonium atrogriseum, 375 nucleotides long. RefSeq names its product ankyrin repeat-containing domain protein. NCBI's taxonomy places the organism in Eukaryota, Fungi, Ascomycota, Sordariomycetes, Cephalothecales, Cephalothecaceae. Gene Ontology annotation, molecular function: protein binding. The annotation marks the transcript as partial. The record is from RefSeq and is a predicted model, not a curated record. The transcript has a single exon. Gene Ontology annotation, cellular component: cytoplasm; nucleus.